GAACCUGUAUAGCCUUCUAUCAAUUGAGGUUAGGAAAAAUUGCAACCAUAAGGUGCAUCGCGUGAUCGAGGCGCACUCCAACGACUAUAUACAGGAGUCGCCAUUGGUUAAAUUGAAGGUACCCUUUUCCACUAUCGUUCAAUGGAGGUUUUGGAGGAAGAAUACAAUAACAAAUCUGACGAUAUAACGUAGCUGUAAGCCCGAGCCAACGAGCCAUUUUAGAGUAAACAAAGACGCCUCUCGUGGGAAGUUUGAUCUGUGUUCUCAAGUAGAUGGUUGACCCAGCGAAAAUUACAUCUAAGGGAACAAAAGGUGCCGGUCGCGAUGGGCCGCAGCAGCCCAGCCCGCAGUGUACCAGUGGUGUUGCUGUGCCUCGGUGCUCUGCUCUUUGGGAAUGUGUUAAUCUACAUAUACAUUGACUCACUGCACCAAACUGGCAACCAUCCAAUGCAGCCCCAUGGCCCUUGCCUGCCUCGCCAUUUCAAGAUUUCAUCUAUGAAGAACUGCUCCCCAUGGUUGCUGUGUCAACAAAUGAGCACAGAAGUUCGCAAGUUAAAGCUGAUCGGCCAGGGGGCUGUAAAGAAGAUUUAUCUCUCUGAGUGGAAAGGUAACAAGGUUGCCCUCUCGCGGCUCUCGUCCGCUGAGUUCCAGCAGGACCUUCUGCACGGCCUCUCCAUGCUACAAGUCCUGCAGGGGCCCCAGGUGGUCCAGCUGGUGGGGCUGUGCCCUGAGGAGUUCAGCCUUGUCACAGAAUACCACCCACUGGGCUCCCUGCUCAACCUGGACACCGUACUGGCCAGUGAAAGGCAUCGCACUCUGGACACCUGGCAGACCCGGCUGCAGCUAGCUCUGGACUAUGUUUCCAUCCUACAUUUCCUUCAUACCAGUCCUGCCGGGACACGCGUCAUGUGCGAUUCAAACAAUCUAGAGAAAACACUGUCACAGUUCCUGCUUACCAGUGACUUUCACCUUGUGGUCAAUGAUUUAGAUGCCUUGCCUCUGGCAGACAAGGAAAGGGGCCUAUUGGUGAAAUGUGGUCAUAGAGAGCUCAUGGGGGACUUUGUGGCUCCAGAGCAGCUGUGGCCCCAUGGCAAUGGGCAGCCAUUUACAGAUGAGCUCAUGCCAGGGUAUGAUGAAAGAACUGAUAUUUGGAAAAUUCCUGAUGUGACACGUUAUUUAAUGGGCAGGGUACCUGGGGGGGAUGUAGUCCACUUUCAUCUCUUUCACAUUCACGGAGAAUGUAAGGGGAGAGACCCUCAGUUCCGGCCCUCUGCCUCGGACGUGUUGAGUGUGUACAGAUCUGUGUAUUCCAACAUGGUGCGGGACACCCUCAGCCCCAACUCCAGAGACAUGCUUUAGUCUCAGACCUUGUGGAAUUGAAUAUACUUUUCAGUGGUGGAAAAAUAAAAAACACACUUUAAA
Hypomesus transpacificus is the source of this 1422-nucleotide messenger RNA. RefSeq names its product protein O-mannose kinase (gene pomk). Gene Ontology annotation, biological process: protein phosphorylation; protein O-linked glycosylation; carbohydrate phosphorylation. The coding region runs from base 325 to 1359 and encodes 344 amino acids. The transcript has 3 exons. Gene Ontology annotation, cellular component: endoplasmic reticulum membrane. The record is from RefSeq and is a predicted model, not a curated record. Lineage: Eukaryota; Metazoa; Chordata; Actinopteri; Osmeriformes; Osmeridae. Gene Ontology annotation, molecular function: protein kinase activity; carbohydrate kinase activity; ATP binding.